CACUGUCAAGUCAAUCAAAAAGGGAAAAUAAAAAUAUUUUCAAUGAAGUUCAACAAUAACAGAUUUAUUUUUAUAACUUUUAGGAAACGGCAUUCUAAUUGAAUAUUCUAUAUGAAAUACUUCAUAUAAGGAUCUUUAUUUAUUUCUACAUUGCAUAAGCACAAUCCAAGGUAAUUAACUAAAUCCAACCAAUUUGAGGUUAUUGUCUACUCUGAAGAUGGUUGAAGAGUUGAAAAUAUUAAAGCAGGGUGCAGAAGCGAAGCUGUAUAUCUGUAACUAUCUUGGACAACCCACCCUUAUAAAAGAGCGGUUUAAAAAAAACUAUAGGCAUCCAGACCUGGACGCCACUAUCACGAAAGAAAGAAUAAAGAACGAAGCUCGCUCAAUCGUGCGAUGUAAGACCGCCGGAGUGAAGACUCCUGCGUUAUACUUAGUAGAUUUUGAACGCCGGCGCAUCUACAUGCAACAUUUCGAAAACAGUAUUACCAUAAAGGAUUUCAUAAUUAAUGUUGUAAAAAAGCAUGUUGAAAACAGAGAUGGAGAUAAGAAAGACUGUUUGAAAGUUGUUGCUAAAUUGAUCGGUGAAACUGUAAGGAAAAUGCACGAAAACAAUAUUAUUCAUGGGGAUUUGACCACCUCCAACAUGUUGCUUAUUGAGAAAUGUGAAUUCAAUGACGCCGUUGAAAGAAAAUGGUUGAGAACUGAUAAUUUUGAGCUGGUUAUGAUUGAUUUUGGUUUAUCUUUCAUAGAUUCCAGCACGGAAGACAAAGGAGUUGAUUUGUAUGUGCUCGAAAGGGCAUUGAUAAGCACACAUAAUGAUUGCCCAGGCCUGUUCGAGGAGAUUCUGUAUGCUUAUAAGAAAUUUAGAAAAAAUAAUGUUCAAGAAAUAAUAAGCAAGUUUGAGGAAGUGAGAGCUAGGGGCAGAAAGAGGACUAUGGUUGGGUAGAAUAAGAAAUAAAGUAUUUUUGGUUACAAGUUUCUUU
Messenger RNA from Plodia interpunctella (Indianmeal moth), 983 nucleotides. It is a transcript of the gene Prpk, whose product is annotated as Threonyl-carbamoyl synthesis 5. Gene Ontology annotation, cellular component: nucleus; EKC/KEOPS complex; cytosol. The transcript has a single exon. The coding region runs from base 218 to 946 and encodes 242 amino acids. The record is from RefSeq and is a predicted model, not a curated record. Gene Ontology annotation, molecular function: protein serine/threonine kinase activity; ATP binding. Gene Ontology annotation, biological process: protein phosphorylation. Lineage: Eukaryota; Metazoa; Arthropoda; Insecta; Lepidoptera; Pyralidae.